AUGGCGUUCCAUCCCAAUACACUUCCCAAUCUCCAGGGCAAAGUCUUCAUAGUAACCGGUGGGAAUUCCGGCAUCGGCUACCAUACCGUCGCCCAUUUGGCUGAACAUGGCGCCCACGUCUACCUAUGCGCUCGAUCCUCCAAGAAGGGCACGGCUGCCAUCGCCAACAUCAAGAAAAUACACCCUAAUGCCAACAUCGACCUCCUACAAAUGGACCACACGGACCUUGCCAGCGUCGUCACAGCCGCCCAGCACAUCUUGACCCGCGAACCAGCCCUCCACGGGCUCGUCAACAACGCCGGCAUCAUGGCGACCCCUUUCGUGCUGACCAAAGACGGCCACGAGGCCCAGUGGCAGACCAAUUACCUCGCCCACUGGGUGUUGACGGCCCACCUGCUGCCACUGCUGCAACGGACCGCCCAGACACUUCCGCCCGGAAGCGUGCGCAUCGUCAACCUCAGUUCAUCGGGCCACUUGGCCGCGCCCAAGGGUGGCAUUAAUUUCCCGGACCUCUCGCUCAAUGCACGCAGCCCGUGGGCGCGGUAUGGACAGAGCAAGCUCGCCAACAUCCUGCACACUCAGACACUACACAGGAUGUACGGGCCCGGCUCGCUCGGCGCGCGGAACGGGGAGGGCGAGAUCUGGGUAUCGUCCGUGCAUCCGGGAAUGGUCGAGACGAACCUGGCCUCGGCGCUGCAGGAGUCGGAGUCGGGGCUGGGCAUGACGAGUAUAUUUUCGGUCGCACGUAGGCUGGGACUGAUAUUUCCCGCAGAGAAGGGGUCGUGGACUAGUUUGUUCUGUGCGGCGAGUCCGGAGAUGACGGCGGAGCAGAGUGGCAUGUAUCGCGAGAUUUUCCGGCGGUUUGGGGAGCCAUGGUGGCAGAGUGGUGCGGCGAAGAAUGAGGAGCUUGCAGAGCAGUUGGAGAACUGGACAAUGGAGGCAAUGAAGAAGGAAGGGUGGGUGCGGUGA
Messenger RNA from Penicillium macrosclerotiorum, 969 nucleotides. RefSeq lists its product as uncharacterized. Lineage: Eukaryota; Fungi; Ascomycota; Eurotiomycetes; Eurotiales; Aspergillaceae. Bases 1 to 969 code for a protein of 322 amino acids. The record is from RefSeq and is a predicted model, not a curated record. The transcript has 2 exons.